GAAACUAUGAAAAAGAAACCUCUAGAAGUUUCUAGACAGACGCAGAAAAGGCAGCUGCAGAAAAAAUGGAGUCGAGAUCCUUUCCAGAAUGCAGUAAAAAUACAAAUAUCGCCGGCAGACGGUCUUCGAAUUCCAGACAAAGACAACAAGAUUAGAGACACGUCAAAAUUUAGACAAAAUGAGCAUGUUGUCACAGCAAAUGUUGUACGGUCAGAAUCGAGAUCCAAGUUGGAUAGGACUUUGUGGGAACUAUUGACUGACAACAUGUCUUUACCCUAUUUCUUACAAUUUAUGGAAAAUGACGGAGAUAUUACUCUUGUUCAGUUUUGGUUGGCUGCUGAAAGCUUUCGAAUUACUACUAAGGAACGCUUGAGAGCAUACAGAGAAUCUGUGAAUAGCAUUGCUUCUACGAGUAAUAGUAAACGUGGAGGCUUCAUGACUGCUGUAGAAAGAGACUCUUCCUUGCUUGCUGAUGAACAUCAAUUGGAGAGAAACAGUAGCUUGGAAAAUAGUUUAGCUGGGUUACGAUCGAAACAGUCUCGUUCAAAUUCUGUUAGAUCUGAUGACCAGAGAGAGUUACUUGGUCUUUCAAGAGUAGCAGUAGCACCAAUUGGUCGACAUGGACAAGAACGAAAAGUUUCUGCUAGAAGGAAGGAGGCCAGUAUGAUGAUUGCAGAUAAUUCAAAUGACACAGGGAAGAGUCACUUUGAUCUUUUUGGUAAUAACGCCACGAGGCAACAAAGUAAAAGUGCUGAAUCUGAUGCUAUGAGUCUGUAUGAAACAUAUAUCUCUCAUCUUGCUGAAAACCAACUACAACUAGAUGAACGAACGAGACUUAUAGUAGAAAGAAAUAUCUGUAGAGACGAUGGGAUUAUUGAACCAGAUAGUUUCCAAGUAGCACAAGACUUUGUUUUUCACUUCAUGCAAGAAAAGUAUUAUCCCCAGUUUUUGAAGAGUCAGUACAUGUGCAGAUAUCAACUAGAAGUUCUAACCAGUGGCAAGUUUAGCCUUCAGGAUAUUCUAUUCCAUGACAUUACAAUGGGAUACUUCAUGCAGUUUCUUGAGCAUGAGGGUGAUAUGCGAUACUUUGAAUUCUGGUUGACAGCUAACAGUGUGCAGGAGCAGCUUCUAGAUCAGAAGCGAAAAAACACCUACAAUGCCGAUGAAGCUGUGGCUGAUUGCAUGGUACUUUAUACGAGGUAUUUUUCUCUCCAGGCCACUCACCCUCUUGACUUUGAUGACCACAUUCGAGUUGACCUUGAAGUUAACAUUUGUCGAGAAGGUGGGCCACUUUCUAAUUGUUUCAGUGUGCCUCAGAAGAUGGCAUUUGAACGAAUGGAAGGUCACUUUUCCAACUUUUUGCAAAGUGAAUUGUACUACCAGCAUUUGUCAGAGCUGCUUGGUGUCAUUCGUUCUGAUCGAUCAAAUACACCAAGAAGUAGCAUAUCAGAAGGAAGCACAGAAACAACAGAAAUAAUGUCUCCUGAAGAUCAAGUUCGGACAUCAUUCAGCCAUAGAUUAGGAGUUGACUGCGGAGAGAAUCCUGAACUGCUCUGGCAGCGCCGCUCACGAGGGUUAGUGAUUGGUCGAAUAAAUGAACAAGGGAUUUAUGAGUCAGACAUGGAAGAAGAACUCAAACGAAUUCAAAAACACGAAAAACAAGGCAGAAUUCGACAACGGUUUUCUCGAGUUAUGAAAAAACUGGUCGGGGGUGAAGAUGAGGAAAAAGAAGAAAUGGCAUGGAAGAUUGCUCACAUGAUAGUGAACGGCAUCAGUCAACAGGUACAGCAGCAGGAACAAAUAGUAGAGGCAAUGCAAGAUUCGUCUGAAGAAAAAUCAGGCUUGUCUACUAUGAGUUCUAUAGAUAGUGUUUCUACGAGUAAUAAAGAUUAG
Messenger RNA from Corticium candelabrum, 1893 nucleotides. Its product is annotated as A-kinase anchor protein 10, mitochondrial-like. The record is from RefSeq and is a predicted model, not a curated record. NCBI's taxonomy places the organism in Eukaryota, Metazoa, Porifera, Homoscleromorpha, Homosclerophorida, Plakinidae. The transcript has 8 exons. Gene Ontology annotation, biological process: intracellular protein localization. Gene Ontology annotation, cellular component: plasma membrane; mitochondrion. Bases 7 to 1893 code for a protein of 628 amino acids.